GCGGGGAGAGUGGUCAGGAGAUAAAAGGGGGACCAGGGCCAGCUGGAAGUUGCUGAAAACUGCUGGGGCCCGGAGCGAAGGAGGACGGCAGCGAGGAGAAGUGCGGGCCAGGGUCCAGGAUGGGGCUGUUGGUGCUGGCCCUGGCCACCUGGCUGGGGCUGGGGCUGGCCUCGGCCUCUGAGGAGACGGCCAACAGCAGCCGGAUCUGCCAGGAGGCGCCGGCAUGGACCAUCAACGGCUCGAGCCCCAUGGAGGGGGCGGCAGGGCAGGUGACGGUGGUGGCCCUGCUGAAGGCCAGCUGACAGUUCUGCCUGAGGCAGGCCCACAGCCUCGGGGGCCUGCGGGAGCGGCUGGCCCGGCAGGGCAUGGCCCAUGUCCGCUACAUGAUCGUCAACGAGAAGGCGCCGCUGUCCCGCGCCAUGCUGCCCGAGCUGCAGCGCCAUGCCCCGCCCGGCGUCCCCGUCUUCCAGCCCGAGCCGGAGGACCCUGACGUCUGGCAGGUCCUGGGGGGUGACAAGGACGACUUCCUUGUUUAUGACCGGUGUGGCCGCCUGGCUUUCCACAUCCAGUUGCCCUUCAGCUUCCUCCACUUCCCCUAUGUGGAGGCAGCCAUCCGCUCCAGCCACAUCAAGGACUUCUGUGGCAACUGCUCCCUGUACCCCAACACUACCCAGGAGGCUAACAGCACCAUGGAGGGCCCUGCAACCCCAAGCUCCCUUCCUGAACACGAGGGGAUGGAGUCAGAGACCCCCGUCCACCAGCACAAGCCCCUCCAUCCUCAACGCCAUCACGAGGUCAACAGCGAGAGGGACACAAACCCAAGUGAGGACCACAAACCUGCUACCCAUGCUCACCACCACCAUGGAGACCAUGGCCAGCUCCAUCACAAGGGGAGGAAGCAGAAGGAGGGGGAUGAGCAUUAAACCAGGCUGGGCAGCCUUGCAGAACCCAGUAGUGUGCAGAUGACCCCAGCUCGCUUCACAGAGGCAUGGAAGGACUUGCUUUGGGCUGCUGGUCACCAGCAGCACUGGUUUAACAACUCCCUCCAGCAGACCUCAUGUGGGCUGCCCUCCUAGGCUGUGAUAGAGAUGGAAAUUCCCCUUGGACCCUGCUCAGUGCUGCGUUUUCAGCCCCAGGGCUCAGUUCUGAGCCUUCAUCUGCCACUGCCUGCCUUUCUGUGCUCAAUGAAGCCCGCUGUGCAAACCAGGAGGUCCCUGGUCACUGCUGGCUGACACCGCACAGAGCAGCGGGGUGGGGGUGGAGGGGCCAGAGCUGGGAUGGGAGCAGCACUGCCGGCAUCCUCUGCCCGAUCUGGGAUGGGAUGGGAGCAGCACUGCCGGCAUCCUCUGCCCGAUCUGGGAUGGGAGCAGCACUGCCGGCAUCCUCUGCCAGAGCUGGGAUGGGAUGGGAGCAGCACUGCCGGCAUCCUCUGCCCGAUCUGGGAUGGGAGCAGCACUGCCGGCAUCCUCUGCCCAUCCAGAUACUCCUGGGUGUGCUGGAAUCCCCGAGUUUCCUGGCCAGGGAGCGAGGGGAGGGACAGCGUGUGCCCGGCAGGACAUGGUCCGGGGGACUGAGGGCACGAAGAGCGGUGGGAUGUGGCAGCUCGCCACGGUCCAAGCCCUGUAGCCCCGUGUGUGACCGUGCGCUCGGGUGGGUGUGUGCAGUGGUGCUGGUGGCCGCAAGAUGGUGGCCUUGUCCCCUCCUGGAGAUCCAGGGGCCGAAUCAAUGGGCACCGCUCGGGGAGGACAGGGUGAGGGUGCGGAGGUCUUUCCUGGGGGUGAGCGGGGUGGGAGGGCAGCGCGGGUAUCCGGAGUGCGAAUAAAACCUCUGUGAAGUGA
Messenger RNA from Taeniopygia guttata (zebra finch), 1838 nucleotides. Its product is annotated as selenoprotein Pb-like. Gene Ontology annotation, molecular function: selenium binding. Gene Ontology annotation, cellular component: extracellular region. The record is from RefSeq and is a predicted model, not a curated record. Gene Ontology annotation, biological process: selenium compound metabolic process. NCBI's taxonomy places the organism in Eukaryota, Metazoa, Chordata, Aves, Passeriformes, Estrildidae.